AUGGGAAUCAACCACAUCACACUCAUCACACCUCCUGAGUCACAACCGGCAUUGGAAGCUGCUCUGGCCACAAAUCCAUCCCUUACAAGCCUACCACGAAAGCCGGAGAUUCUCGCGCCUGCAGAUCUUGAGCAGACGACUGGAACGGGAGAGCUUCUGCGGCUGGAAGAAGUGCAAAAGAGCAUUAUCUCCGACUUCAUCAUCCUCCCGUGUGAUCUCGUUUCAGAGUUGGAUGGCAACAAGCUGCUUCAACAGUGGAUGACCCUUAACCCGCUGUCCUCAAGUAAUAACAAGCGUAAAGGUGCGCUGGCCGUCUUCUACCCCACCCAUGGACUCGAAGGGAUCAGCAAUAAGAACGACGAGACGGAUUUCAUCGCGACGGUGCCUCUUCAAAAGCCUGCCGUUCCAGCUCCUCAAGGUUCUCUCCGCCCUGAUAUUGAAUCUUUGGUAAUGCACAUUCCCAAGGACUCGCUGAAAGAUCGCAUCGAGGAAGAUAAUGGUAUCUUCAAGCUUCGAGUUCAACUCGUCCAAAAAUACGGACGCGUCAAGUUAAAGAUGAAGCACCGCGAUGCCCACGUUUACGUCUUCCCCAAAUGGGUCAAAGACUACGCGGCACGGAAUCCCAAAUUUGACUCCAUUAGUGAAGAUGUCCUCGGUUGGUGGGCCAAAGCUCAAUGGCAAAACGGUCUCGGAGAGAAACUCGGCAUGGACGAAGUCUUCUCCCAACAUCCCGACUCACCAGCUUCGGACGACCUGGAGAAUUCCCAACACAUGCACGAUGCGGACGAAGAAGACACUUCCGAUCCAUCACAGCUCUCUAGCACAAAAGUCUCCACAAUUCCCGCCCGGUCAUCCAAAACAUUCGCAAGCCGCGUCGGUAGCAUAUCGCCUCUCUCCACUUCGUUUGAAGUGCCUUCUCUCGAAGCAUAUAUUCAACCAAACCCCACGCCAUCUACGCCUCUGAUUCGAAGAGUGGACACAUCUCCAGCACUACUCAGCAUAUCCCUCCACAUCGCCAAGCAACCGGCAACUCACCCUCUCGCUCAUGAAAACAAGAUCCACCCCUCUGCAAAGGUAGGUCUGCAAACGCGAAUUACUCAAGAAGACUGUUUGAUCGCCGAGAACGUCGCUAUCGGAAUCCGAUGUGCGAUCAAGGAGAGCGUCAUUGGUGCGAAUUGCGAGAUCGGAAACAAUGUUCGAUUGACGAGAUGUUUGCUGAUGGAUGGUGUGGUGGUUGGUGACGGAGUGCAGCUUACGGGAUGUGUUGUGGGAAGGAGAGCGAGGAUCGAAGGAUUGAAGCCUGCGGAAGUGGAGGUCGAUGGCAAAGGAAAGGAGGUCGAAGGGAAGGGURAGGGGAAGAAGAAGGAAGCUGAUGAGGAUGACGACAAGACCAAAUUAACGGAGUGUGAGGUUGCGCCAAAUUUCGUGGUCAGAGCGGGGACCGAGAGCAAGGGGGAAAAGAUGAUGGCGGAGUUGGAGGGCAUGGAUGAUGAUGACGACGAUGAUUUCGACGACGAUGCGGAUGAAGGUGAAGACUGA
Molecule: messenger RNA, 1539 nt
Organism: Ramularia collo-cygni
Lineage: Eukaryota; Fungi; Ascomycota; Dothideomycetes; Mycosphaerellales; Mycosphaerellaceae
Product: related to eukaryotic translation initiation factor subunit eIF2B-gamma
Exons: 2
Coding region: 1-1539 (512 amino acids)
Biological process (GO): cytoplasmic translational initiation
Cellular component (GO): eukaryotic translation initiation factor 2B complex; guanyl-nucleotide exchange factor complex
Molecular function (GO): guanyl-nucleotide exchange factor activity; translation initiation factor activity
Source: RefSeq, a predicted model, not a curated record